AUGGAGGACGACAGACCGGUUGUCCGCCGCCGCCAGGAACCCACCGUCGUCAGGACGGAGGACGACGACGUGGCUUCCUGCGAUGAGGACUCGGACUCGGACGGCGAGUUCGAGUUCCCCUUCGUGAGCCGGGAGUCCGCCGAGGUGGGCGCUGGCGCCGCGGCGGCCGACGAGCUCUUUGCGGGCGGCCGCAUCCGGGCGUUCUACCCGGUGUUCGGCCGAGUCCUGGACGAGGCCGCCCCAGCGCCAGCCGCGCCGGCGCCGAGGGCGUCGUUCGGGCGGCUGUUCCAGCUGGAGCAGGCGCGGACAUCGUCCGUCGCUUCCAUGUCCUCCUCCUCCUCUUCCACCUCGGCGUCGUCCUCGACGACGGACACGGGCGCGGGCGCGGGCGCGGGCCUCGACGGCGCGUCCCCGGACAGCUACUGCCUCUGGACGCCCGGGUCGUCGGCUUCGGCGGCGUCCUCGCCCUCGCGGCCGCCGCGGAAGAGCGGGUCCACGGGCUCCAUACCGCGGUGGCGCCGCAUCGGGGAGCUCGUCGUCGGGCGCAGCCACAGCGACGGCAGGGAGAAGUUCCUCUUCCUCUCCGCGCCGCCGUCCCCGGCCAGGGACAGGGAGCACUCCUCCUCCGCCUCCGAGGCGAAGGCGAAGCAGCCGCCCAAAGGAAGUAAAGCCGCCGCCGCCGCUACCGCCGCCGCCACCGAGCUCGAUACGAUCGCGGCGGGGCGCCGGGUGUCCUACGGCGGCGCCAAGGCCUCCACCGGCGGAGGCCGGCGCACGUUCCUGCCGUACCGGCAGGACCUCGUGGGGCUGUUCGCCAACGUGCGCGGGCUCAGCCGGAGCCACCACCCGUUCUGA
Miscanthus lutarioriparius is the source of this 855-nucleotide messenger RNA. The record is from the annotation of a GenBank genome assembly. Lineage: Eukaryota; Viridiplantae; Streptophyta; Magnoliopsida; Poales; Poaceae.